UGGUGCUUAAGAAUUUCUGAGGACUCGGGCGAGAAACCUUACGAUAAGAGAAGGGAGCGGCGGUGCCAGAAAGAGAGAGUAGCUUGCUAGAGCGGUGCCAAUCUCUAUUCUAUCAUUUGACUGAUCGAAAGUAGUUCCAACCUGUCGUAGUCCACUGUGAAUCGAUAGUGAAGCAACUGCUGUGGGCAUGGAAUGUUAGUGUUCACAAUAAGUUUUUAUUCAACGCUGGUCUCGUUCCAAGAGUUUGAAAAAUCAGGCUCUUCUCUUCAUCAAUAGUUCACUGUUCCUGCCAAAUCUCACCUUGUGCCACACUUUUUGAUCAGAUCGGUGAUCAAUUUGUUUGCCCUGCGACGCCAGUGUGUGGGUUUCCACUGGCCGGCGAUGGCAACGCGCGCUCUCGAUUUGGAACAGGAAACAGUGCCCACCUCCGGAAAACGACGGUGAUAGAGCUAGACUCAUAAUUCAAGUGACCUCCUACGUCUAUAAAGAUACUAUUUGCUAUAGUUCGUAUCACCCCAGCGAGAAAAAACCCCCAACAACAAAGGUUUCGAUAUCGUCAAAGGCCAGAAAGAUUAUGAAGUGAUCAGUGUGAUUCCUGGAGUACUGAUCGUGGAUCCAACAUCCACUGACUCUCUGUGUUUUGCUGAAACAGGAACAGCCUAUUGUUUGGCGUCACGUUGACUCGAGGAACAUGAGAGGCAGACGGUUAAUAGACGUGUCCCAGCUGGGCCAUUAAUCUCGCCAAAAAGAUUCGCACAUGGCAGAGAGAUGGCAAGGGUCACAUUGUCGUUAUUGACAAGGAUGAGAAAUCGCUGAGCGAAUCGUUUUUAAAGAAGCUACAGAUUUGCGGGAGCUCUGAGAGCCAACAAGAGGAUCAAACCUCCCCCGAGGAAGACCAAGUCAGAGCUGUACAAUUGUUCAGGGUAAAUGGAGAUCGAGUCAUGUACGAUAUGCCACUUGCUGCUAAACAGCCACUCAAGCAAAAGCUUCUGACGUCAACGGAUUGCUUUCUCCUGGACUCUGGCCCCUCACUGCCACUUUACAUAUGGGUAGGAGCAAGGGCAGAGCCUGAUGACAGACGCAGGGCAUUAUUCCGGGCACGGAUCUUUGCUCAGCACCACGGCUAUCCCGGGACGACGCAUCUAUGCCGGGUGGCUGAGGGAGAGGAGCCGAUGGACUUCAGGAAAAUGUUCGCCGAAUGGAGGGACCGGACGGCCGGGGAGCGUCAGCUGGUUCGGAGCUAUAGUGUAGCCAACAUAGGACGUGUUCUAUUCUCAAAGUCAGACAGACGCACAGUGGCGAAACUAUCAGAAUUAUGGUCAGACGACCAUUUUCUCACUGGAAACGGAAACACAGAGGUACGUGUCUUGGAUGGGAAGGAACCGAAACAUUUCCUCAACACCCUGAGGCGCAGCAUGAUUGUGUUCGACCUGAGCCUGCUUAGUGGGAGGAGCAGCUCCGGAGGUAGUGGAAGUUGCACGGACCCUGACGUGUGGAUGUACUGUGUGCGGGAGGUGGCCGCUGAGACCAUGAGAGUCACACAGGUUCCGCCAACAUCGACCUCCUUGAAUUCUUCAGCAGCCUUUAUCGUCAUCACAGACAACUCCUCGUACGUCUGGUACGGAAAGAAUGCAAGUGCCCUUGAAAGAGAGUAUUCAAAGAGCAUGUUAGCCUACCUGUGCCCUACCAAAUCUCAUGACUACGAUAUCAUUGUUGAAGGCAAAGAACCAACAAGCAUGUGGAUGGUCAUUCGAUAUGAUGGGGUCUACCCUAAGGAGUUUCCUAAACCCAAUUUAGAGAGACGCAGUCCUCGUCUGGUGCUCUGUCGCCCCUUGAAGGGCUCAUGGGUUUUUGAGGACGUUCCCUACUUUUGCCAAGAGGACCUUUGUGAAACGGACAUCUUUAUUUUGGAUACUCAUGAUCAAAUUCACCUUUGGUGCGGCAGUGCUGUUGCCGACAGAGACCACAGCUUGUAUUCUCCGGUUAUUCAGGCGUAUAUCGACCGUGACCCGUCUCUAAGACAAAGCGAGGACCUCAAGGUCUGGGUGGUCAAUCAGGGACACGAACCCUCUACUUUCUACAAAUUCUUUAGAUCGUGGGAAGAACAUGGAUAUGGG
Messenger RNA from Aplysia californica (California sea hare), 2117 nucleotides. RefSeq names its product advillin. The record is from RefSeq and is a predicted model, not a curated record. Gene Ontology annotation, biological process: cytoskeleton organization. Gene Ontology annotation, molecular function: actin filament binding. NCBI's taxonomy places the organism in Eukaryota, Metazoa, Mollusca, Gastropoda, Aplysiida, Aplysiidae.